Molecule: messenger RNA, 6233 nt
Organism: Ctenopharyngodon idella (grass carp)
Lineage: Eukaryota; Metazoa; Chordata; Actinopteri; Cypriniformes; Xenocyprididae
Product: plectin
Exons: 34
Coding region: 201-4625 (1474 amino acids)
Biological process (GO): spermatogenesis
Source: RefSeq, a predicted model, not a curated record
AGAGGGCGCCGGAGCGGGCGUUUAGAAAUGAUGAAGAAGUAACAGCACAGAGAUUUCACUCUUUAUAUUGACUGUUGUGAAUGAAUAUACUGGGAAGUCAAACGUCUACAGCAUGAAGAAGAUGAGAAACAGUCAUCAAAUCACGAGACACGGGUGAAAUGAAGCACUGCCUGUGUAACUGUGCAACAGUUGUCUGAGAUAUGAUGGAAGCCAGUCAGGAUGUUGUACAGGAGCAGCCUGAGGAGUCUCUGUCAGAUCAAAGCACAAAAGCUAAAGUGGAGGAGCGAGAGGCUCUGAUCCUGGAACUACAGGAUGUCAUCACUGAGCUACACCAGGAGAUGUCUCUGAAAGAACAGCAUGAGCUCCAGCAGCUUCAACAGCUGCUUCAGCUGGAGGCCAGAGUCAAAGAGCUUCAAGAGCAGGUACAGGGUUCAGAAGAGACUAUAGCUCAGCUGAGACUAGAACUGGCUGAGAGAGCGCAGAGCAACAGCGGCAUGCUGAAUGUUGCUUCCACUGAUUUCACAGCCCUCAGAGGAACACAGCUGUUGAAGACUGAGUUGUCACGUCGGGACGUGAGCAUCCAAAGACUCCGGCAAGACCUGCUCCUCUCUCAUCAGGCCCGUGACGCCCAGAGCGUUCAGCUGGACGUCCAAGAGCAGAGGCUGUGGGAUCUGCAGAGAGAGCUGCAAGAAAGCCAGCAGGAGCUCCAGAGGGGACACAACUACAACCAGCAGCUGUACGGACAGCUACAAGAUGCCAGGAAGCAAGACCAAGAGCUACAAGCUCAGCUCUCGGAGGUGAAAGGGAAUCUGGUGAAGGUGCAGGUGGAGAAUGAAGCUCUUCUGGAAAUUAAACGGCACCAGGCCACUGAGGUGGACAGAGUCUCUGCGGAGCUUAGUUUGGUUCGGUCCACGGUGUUGCAAAAGUGCGAAGAGGCCCAAGAAGCUAGGAAGAAAUGCCACGAACUGGAGGAUGAGCUGUCUGUUGUCCAAGCCAACCUGAGCCGGCGCCAGGAAGGGACGCAGGAUGCCAAAAACAGGACUGAGCUGAUACAGCGGCUGGAGGAAGAAGUGUCCAGGCUGAAAUCUCAGCAUAGUUCAGUCUGUCAGCAGGAAUCAUGUGGGCUCCAGAGAGCGCGAGAGGAGCUGACGGUGAGAGAGAAGGAGUGGAGGAAAGAAAGAUCUUCCCUUCAGGAGCAGCUCAGCAGCGUCAGAAAGGAGCUCCACAGCGCCACCAUCAGGGAAGAGGAGCAUCAGCUGAAAGUGCUGCAGAUUGAUGAACUCCAAAGAGAGGUUGACAAGACGCUGGCACUGCUUGAAAAGGAGAGAGAGGAUUGUGUAAAGGCCGAGGAGCUGGAACGACUGAGAGAAGAUCAACUCAAGGACAAGAUCAGGCAUCAGGAAGAGCUGACUGCAGAGCUGCAGAGAGGAUUUGACCAGAAGGAGAAAGAGCUGAAGGAAUGGAAAGAGCGAUGGUACUCUGUCUCAGAGAGCCUCCGGCACGCACACACACAGCUCCAGCAGGCCCAGUACAACCGAGACCGGGCCGUCAGCAGCCUGAAACUACAGCAGGAGAACAACUGCAGCCUGCAGGAUGAUGUGGACAAACUACACAUAGCGCUGGUUGAAGAGGAGUCCACGGUCUCCAGGCUGCAGCGCGAGCUACAUGAAGCAGAACAGCAGAAGAAUCUUCUGGCCUCCAGAAUAGCUGAGCUGAACUGCGACAUCCAGCAUCAGGAGAAAGAAUACAAGAGGCUCACAGAACAACAAAGAGCAGAGCAGGACGAGGUGUCCAAAAGAGAUGAGACGGUUCAGAGACUGACGGCAGACCUGCGGACUGCUCAGGAGAGUCUGACUGCUACACAAGAGGAGCUCGCAGAGCAGAUGCUGGAGGUCACGUCCAGGAGAGAGGAGGUUGUGGCCCUGCAGAAAGAGUUGAACAGUGUUCGGGAGAUCCUGAAACAGAGAGAGGAGGUGAUAGAGAAGAACAAACACAACACGACACAGCUCCAGCGAGAGACAGACUCUCUUUACAAACAGUGUGAAGGCCAGAAUGAAGAGCUGCGUGAUCUGCGUGAAGAGAUGCAGCGGUGGCAGCAGGAGGCCCAGGAGCAGAAGGAGAGACAGGUUAAGGAGGUGCAGGACCUUAAGAGAGAGCUGCAAAGCACACAAAGUCGCCUGCAGCUGCACAGAGAUAACCUGGAGAGUCUGCACCGAGUGCUGGCCCACAGACAGCAGAGAGACACAGAGGACGAGGCCUCCUGCAGGGAAGCAGCUCUCCCCAGUCAGGAUGCAGAGUUGAUUCAGCUGAAGGCAGGUUUGCUGGAGGCUGAGAAACUGGCCACAGAUGCAGAGGCCCGACUACAACCUCUUAGUGAAUCCCUCGAGCUCUGCAAACACAAGUACCAGGCCUGCCUCAGCAAGAUCGCCCAACUAGAGAACGCUCUGCAUAGCCGAGAGGAGGACCUGAAAGAGGCCCACCAUCAGGUGGCACAGAGGGAAGAGCAGGUCCUCCGUCUGAGAGCUCAGGUUGUAGCUCUGCAGGGGGAUCUGCAGGUACACUGCACCCAGCUGGAGAGUGGAGACGAUGCCCUUGCCGCACUGAGCCAGCAGCUCCGAGACACACUGGAAGACCUGGAGCACAGCCGUAAUCACGCACAAGAGUGUGAGCUGCUCAUCAGCACACUCAGAGACACUGCUGCAAGCCUUCGUCACCAGGUUGAAGAGCAAGAAGAGACGAUAGUUAAGACACAGGCUGAUUUUUCCAUCUACCGGGCCACUCACGUUCACUCCGACUCAGACUACGAAUCCCAGCUGUCCCGCGUCCAGGAACUAGAGCACGCGCUGUUCCAGUCACUGGAGCGCUGCGGUCAGAGCGGCCAAGAGCUGCGGGUCUGCCAGCUGGAGUUGGCGCGUCACCGAGAUUGCAGUCCGGCAGAGGUGCAGCGACUGCAGGAGCAGGUGAGGAAGCUCCAGGUGGAUGCAGCAGAUGAGGCCCGGAGACGAGCACAAGUUGAUACUCUGGAGCAGAAGGUAGCCAAUCUGGAAGGAGAACUACAGGCAGCUCAAAGGCAUUAUGACCAGGCUAUCCAGAAGAGAGACGCCCUACUGAGACAGUCCGAGGCUGAUCUUCUGCAGGCACGGGAGAAGAUCCGAAGCAGGGCGGCAGAGGCAGAGAAGCAGGCUAUCUCUGCUCGAGGGCUGGAAGCUGAUCUGCAGAGAGCCAAGAAAGAGAAAAGGCAGAGGGAGAAGGAGUGUGCCUCACUCAAAACACAGCUGCUUCAGCUCAGAGAACAACUGAAGGAGGCUCACGACACCUGCAGAGACACGGCCCAGGAGCUGACGCGGCAGCAGGAGAAGGUGCAUUUGUUUGAGGGAGGUCAGCGUCUGGCUCAGGAGCAGCUCUCCGAGCGUGUGGCGGAGGUGGUGCGGGCAGAGAAAGCCCAGAGGAGACUGCAGGCGGAGCUCAAGAGAAUAACAGACAGUCUGGAAAACUGCCAGCAAGAGCUGCAGGACUCACGGAGGCUGGUAGAGCGCUUGAGAGCAGAGGCCAGCAGCAGCAGACAGGAUGUGCUCAACGCUCAACAGGAAGCUGUGAGACUCCAACAGGAGAAACGGCAGAUCCAGGAAGAGCUGGACAUCAGCAGAGAGACCCUCUCAGCCCUGCAGACUAAGAUGUGUGAACAGGAGAAGCUUAUAAACACACACCAGGAUCAUGUUUCUGAGCUGCAGCUGUGCAGGAGACAACUGGAGACCAGAGAUGACCAAGAGCAAAAACACCACCAAGAGAUGAGCAGUCUGCAGGCUACAGUGUCCAAGCUGAAGCUGGAUCUGGAGCAGGAGCGGGAGAAGUGGCGGCAGGGGGUACGAGAGGCAGCCAAGGCCGAUCAGAGAGGGAGAGAGCUGAGACUGGAGCUCAGCUCAACACAGGCCUCUCAUAAAGAGUAUAUGGAGCUGCUGGCAGAGUACAGUCGAGAGGUGGCGGCCCAGAGGAGUGAGCAGGCCCGUCUGCAGCAGUGCCUGAUCCAGCUGACAGAGGAGAGGGCGGCUCAGGAGGAGCGAGUCAGACAGAUGAGUGCAGAUCUACAGAGAGCGCACAGUGAGAGCAGGUGCUCUCAAGAGGAGGCCAGGGCGUGUGAGGGGCGACUGGCGGAGCUGCACUCCCAGCUCUCACGCUCACAGCAGUGGGCGCAGCAGCACAUGACAGCCCUGCAGGCCAGAGAGGAGGAAGUGCUGCUGCUAAAGAUGGAGAUGGCUGCUCUCAGAGAGAACUACAAUGCUAAAGUAUCUCAGGUUGAGGCUUUGCACUCACAGAUGGACACUGUUGAUCAGAAAUAUAACGCAGCCGUGUGUGAGGUGGAUGUUUUGCGGCAGUGCUUAGGAGACGCACGGAGUGACAGCUCUCGACUUCACAGGGAAAGUGAACUAGUCGUGACCAAUGUGAACCAAUGGGUGAAGGAGCAAAAGCACACUAAUGAGAAACUGGCACUCAAGAUCAAAGACCAGAGCAGGAAGAUCAUCCACCUGACAGCCGAGAGAGAUCACCUUCAGGAGAAUUUGAAGGGUUUGCAGGGGGAAAUCAGGAGGCUGAAAGCAGAGAGAAUGGAAGCAGAGCAACUGAAGUGAAUAAAGAGGCAGAGGAAGAAGAAAGCACUUCCUGACCACCUGCAGCGUCAGUGCCUGUGUCUGGAUCGACUGGGAUGGCUACAGAAUUGUUGUCUGCAAACAGUCUCUUGGAUCCUUUCUUAAUCACUGACUCAAUGAGUUCUGGGAAAACAUGAUUUUCAAAUGAUGGCUGACAAUUGACCUUGUGACUGAUAGCUUAAAUUAAUAAUGUCCAGCAUUUAUAUAAUCAAAAGGCUGUGCUGACUUUUGUUCUUCAAACUUAUUCAACUGUCUGACACACGAACCUCCUUUUUUGGCAAAUUCCCAACAUUAUGGUAAAAAGGUGUUGUUAUGGUACAUGUAAUUCAGAUAGUUGGUGUCCAGAGAGGCUAAUGAAUGGAGUUUCAUUCGUUCUGUUCAGAAACCAGCCAGUAAAAUCCAAGCGUUGGAUCAGACUAGGCAGUAGGCCACAUGAACUAUUAAACUUGCAAAUUUAAACUAAACUCUCUACAUUUGCACAAAGGAAAGGAAUGGUAGAAUACAGUAUGAUGGAUGUUUUUAGAAAGCAGAAUAAUUUAUUUCAGUCCGCAACAAUACUGGGGUGCAUUUCCCAAAAGCGUCGUUAGCCAACUAACGUUGCAAGUUCCGUCGGUACUAACAUAGUUCAACGAUUACGAAUGUCAUUUACAUAUUUUAGUUUGUUAAGAUAUUUUAAGCGCCGUUUUUGAAGAGUGCGUAUGUGCGUCAGAACGAGCCUAAGAUUGAAUCUGGAAAUAAAGCAAAAUAACUGAGAAAAAUGAGAAUUGGUCCUCAGAUUCCACGUAAUUUAUAGCAAAAAAUCUAGCAUUAAUUCGAUCUCAAACGGAUUAAUUUAAAGUUAUUACUACACCACCUACAUGACAUUAUUCACCGACGUGGCUGAACGACAGGUUUGCGACAAUACGCUUUUGGGAAACAGUCGUGACUAGCUAGUUGAUUUGUUCAACAAUGCAUCGUACUAUGGUAGUGAAGCAGCGAGUUACGUUGUUGUACGGGAAACGCACCCCUGGUUGGUUAACCUAGGAUUUUUUUCUUGAAAUUGUGUGACUGUUUCUCAUUUAGGGUCAUUAACAUGCCUGCAACUUUCGAAAACUCUGAGGUGUUGGAGAAUGUGCGUAUAAAUGUUCUAUUACCAUUGUGAUGUUAGCGGGUCAAUUUGCCCCGCAAAUUUCAUGGUUAAUGGUUAGAGCUGCAUGACUAUUCGUUAAAAGAUUGCAAUCUCAAUUCAAACACCAACGCGAUUCCAUUCCUAAAUAACAUCGCCUGCGUCUAUUAAACCUUUGACAAAAUCACACUGGAACAUUCAGAUCUGGCUUCACGCUGCCGCUGACCCAGAGAAAGCAGUUCACAGCUUCACAAACAGUCUUUUCAACCACACAGUAUCGUUAUUUCUGUGUUAAAACAAUUCAGAUUAUCACAGAAGUACUGGGAUAAAAGUUUAUAGUUACGAUAUAAACACUGAUGUCUACGGAAGUGAUCAAAAUAGAGCAAAUCACCUUUUGAAAGUAACUUGGCGCUUCAAAUAAUGAUUGUAUCGAUUACGCCACCAGGUGGCGACAAAUGACUAUUAAAAAUGUAUUUGUCAUUGAA